Messenger RNA from Metarhizium album ARSEF 1941, 1698 nucleotides. RefSeq lists its product as uncharacterized. Gene Ontology annotation, cellular component: nucleus. The transcript is spliced from 5 exons. Gene Ontology annotation, biological process: regulation of DNA-templated transcription. The coding region runs from base 1 to 1698 and encodes 565 amino acids. Gene Ontology annotation, molecular function: zinc ion binding; transcription cis-regulatory region binding; DNA-binding transcription factor activity, RNA polymerase II-specific. Lineage: Eukaryota; Fungi; Ascomycota; Sordariomycetes; Hypocreales; Clavicipitaceae. The record is from RefSeq and is a predicted model, not a curated record.
AUGCAAGCAACACAAAAGGGGCCAAAGGCUUGCACCACGUGUGCCAAAGCAAAGGCCAGAUGCAUUCCCAGAGUCGAUGGUGGGGAGAAAUGCGAGAGGCUCAAGAAGGAUUGCUUUUCGCGGCCGCCUGCCCCGCCGCGGGUCAAGAAGCGACCCAAGAGGUCGAGGGUCGCUGAGCUCGAAAAAAGGCUCAAUGAGCUGUCAUCCCAGUUCGAGGGCGCGCAGUCGGGCUCUGGCCAGAGUGUCUCGGCUGCGUCGCCGCCACAGCAGUUCACCAAGGCUUCCGAAAAGGCCGACAUGUACUCGUUUGAGCACCUGUUUCCGUCUCCUACCCCUACCGGCGAUGAUGGCCACGAGGCAACGGCAUGGAGCCCCGAGGUCAUGAAGGAGUUUGAUUCCCCUUGGCCCCUGCCCACCGAGAGCGAGAUGCUUCUCAUGGUCUACCGCGAAAUGUUUGCUGAAUAUUUCCCAUUUGUUCUCAUCCCGCGAGAGCUGUCGUCCGCCGAUCUUCGACUCCAGCGUCCGUUCUUGUGGAAGGCUGUCAUGGUGAGCGCUACUAUUUUCGAUGCUACCAGACAGGUGAAGCUUGGGGAGGCUCUUUUAGCGGAUAUCGGCAAGGCUUCUCUUGUCGAUGGAACAAGAAGUCUCGAUAUGCUCCAAGCCGUGGAGCUGUUGACUGGAUGGUGGUAUUUCGCUUUGAGGAGCUCUCAAGUUACAAACUUGCUCUUCUUGGCUAGAUCCAUGUGUGUCAACUUAAGUGCCAUGUCAUACGGCUCACAGGGUGAAGAUGCCAAGUAUGGUCCUUUGGACCACCUGAGGGCGUACGCUGGUGCCUACUACCUCAACACCAUCAUCUUGACCACGAAUAAGAAAACCGAUGUGCUCAUGAGCACUACACAACUCGAUCUCUGCUGCAAAGUCAUCGAGACCUCAAUGGAGUGCACCUCCGAUGAGUAUCUCAUCAAAUUAGUCAAGAUCCAGCAACUCGCGCAGACCAUUACAAUCACAAUGUCUGCUGACAGCAUGACUCCCAUGUCGUUGCCCCUCGUCAUGGUUGUGCAGUCAUUCCAGGACCAGUUGGACACCUUUAAAGCCUCUCUUCCUCCACGCCUCGCACAAAAUCCGACCCUCCUUUGUCACAUCUCCGUCGCCGAAAUUCUUCUCAAAGAUAUCGCCAUCUCUGACGAGCGUUGUAGCCCUGACAACAUGCAGGUUUCCGACCGCCUUCAGCUUCUUUGGUCUUGCGUCAAGUCUCUCAGCAACUUCUUCGAAGUUCGGUUUGCUGAGCCCGAGGUUGAGAAGCCGCGUUUUCUAUGUAUCAUUGCCUCCGACCUGGCUUACACACUCAUUACGGGCAUUAAACUUUUGACACUGCAAUUGCUUGGCUGGGAUGUGGCGAGCGUCACCAAGGAACUGAACAUGGUGGUUAUUUUUGGCAAGCAAAUCGACCAUCUAAUGGAGGUGAUUGCCAAGCGAAGAAGCGGUCUCUUGUCUCCAGACCGCUGCGGAAUCGAAGACCCCCUGGAACGACUUGUACGAUUGAUGAGGACGGCGCAAGAGCUCGUGCACAUGCACAUCAACGGCGGGUCGCCGCUUCAGAUGUUUGACGACAUGGGCACCGUUGCAUGGCGAGACAUAAUGAACGAGGCGCCUUGGGGCGUGGACGACAGUCAGGAACUCAUUGACUUGGCUUCGUGA